AUGCCAUUCCAGUUAUAUUUCAAUCCAAUGAAUAUUAAGAAAAUUAAUAUUGUCAAUGGAGAAGAAAUUGAUUGUUCCAAAGAAACAAUGAAAUAUGUAAUGAAUAGAUAUUCAUUAUUUGAUAAAAUUAGAAGUGCAACAACAUUUAUGCUUUUACUUCUUGAUCCUGAUUGGUGUUUGUUUAUCUUUUCAUUAAAUACUCUAAAAAAGAAAUUCAUUAAUUAG
Entamoeba nuttalli P19 is the source of this 225-nucleotide messenger RNA. RefSeq lists its product as hypothetical. Bases 1 to 225 code for a protein of 74 amino acids. NCBI's taxonomy places the organism in Eukaryota, Evosea, Mastigamoebida, Endamoebidae. The transcript has a single exon. The record is from RefSeq and is a predicted model, not a curated record.